CAUCUGAAUCAAACUUAUACUUCGAUAUUCUAUUGGGGUUUAAAUUGCGAGCUCAGUUUAGAAAUAAGGACAGUUGUGGUUGGGACGCGUUUCGAAAGUAUGCUGCGAUUAAGUGCGGGUUAAAAAAUUUGAAUAUAUUCGAAGUUUGCUCGGUUUUGAAAGUUAAAAGACUUUAUUUUUUGAUUUUGGAUUAAAAAUGUUUGUUCAAAAAAUAAACGUUGUAAUGUUAAUAGGAGGUUUAAUGGUUCUUUGGAUAGCGUUUUGUUCUGCCACUGCAUCUCAUAGGACAUUGGAGGACGCUCGAAGUGAACGCAAUCGAUUGGUGCAAAAGUACAUUAAGACAUUGAAGAAAGAAGAAGGUGCGAUUCGACUAGUUGGAGGCCCAAAUGAAUAUGAGGGUAAUAUUGAAAUUCUUCAUAAUAACAAAUGGGGUUCGGUGUGUGACGACGAAUGGGACAAUUCGGAGGCACAAGUUGUUUGUCGACAACUCGGAUUCCCUGGAUUCAAAAAAUUCACCCACAGUGGAGCAUAUGGACCAGCAAGACGUCGUUUUUGGAUGGACAAUGUCAUCUGUGAUGGACAUGAAAAGGAACUAACUGAUUGUCGCUUCGACGAUUGGGGUCAAAGUGACUGUGAAUCCUCGGAAGCGGCAGGUGUUGUUUGUAAAGCUCCUCUUGCAGACAAAUUCGGGGUAAACAAACAGGAACCUAAAGAAAAAAUACCAAAACGUCGGAUCCACCAUUCACAUCGAAUGGACGUCCGGCUGAAGGGUGGACGAACCAGAAGUGAAGGACGAAUUGAAGUUCGAAUCAACGGGGGUCAAUGGGGAAGUAUUUGCUCAGACGGUUGGUCCUUGUUAGAAGCAAAUGUUGUGUGUCGGCAAUUGAAUCUGGGCUAUGCGGAAGGAGCCUUCCAGACCGACUUCUUCGGUGGAUCGAAUAUCUCAAAGACCAUUCUCAGUGGAACAGAGUGCUAUGGCAAUGAGUCUUCCUUGGCUCAUUGCUUACAUCAUGAUCAUUUGAAUGGAUUCAGUCACUGCCAUGGAUCCCCGAAUCAUGUAGCAGCGGUUACAUGCAAUCACCUAGCUCCGGAUUUGGUUUUCAAUUACCUUGAAUUGGAGCAAACGGCUCAUUUAGAAGAUCGACCAAUGUUCUUCCUGCAAUGUGCCAUGGAGGAGAACUGUGUAGCCGCAGAGGCGUAUGAAAUCCAGAAGUCCAAUCCUGAUUGGCAUUUGAUGACUCGAAGGUUGCUAAAGUUCACUGCAAGUGUGUUGAAUGCAGGAAACACCGAUUUCAGACCAUCCAUUCCGAAACACCUGUGGGAGUGGCACAUGUGUCAUAUGCACUACCACAGCAUGGAAGUAUUUGCUGUUUUUGACAUAUUUGAUCUGAGUGGUAAGAAGGUGGCUCAAGGCCAUAAGGCUUCAUUCUGUUUGGAGGACAAUCAAUGCCUGCCAGGAGCAAAACCAAAAUAUGCAUGUGCCAACUUUGGAGAUCAAGGAAUCUCUGUUAACUGUUCGGAUAUUUAUCGUUACAACAUCGACUGCCAAUGGGUGGAUAUAAGUGAAAUGGAAACUGGGGAUUAUGUCAUGAAGAUUUCGGUGAAUCCUGAAUUCAAGGUUUCCGAAAUGUCUUUCGAUAAUAAUGCUGCUGUAUGCAAAUUAACUUACACUGAAUCGUAUGCAAGGGUUUACGAUUGUCACAUGACACGACCUUAAAGUAAUGUGUUUCUACAGUUCUGUCUGUUUUGUUAAUAAAGUUUGUUCUUUAAGAUACUUUGUAUAUGUAAAAUAAAACUGUCAUUUGCAUUUAAUAUAAGAAA
This is a messenger RNA of Eupeodes corollae, 1821 nucleotides long. It is a transcript of the gene Loxl1, whose product is annotated as lysyl oxidase homolog 2B. The record is from RefSeq and is a predicted model, not a curated record. Bases 197 to 1717 code for a protein of 506 amino acids. Gene Ontology annotation, cellular component: membrane. Lineage: Eukaryota; Metazoa; Arthropoda; Insecta; Diptera; Syrphidae. Gene Ontology annotation, biological process: peptidyl-lysine oxidation. Gene Ontology annotation, molecular function: copper ion binding; protein-lysine 6-oxidase activity. The transcript is spliced from 5 exons.